AGCUGCAGUAUGUAUCAUUUGGGAACAGCGGCGGGCAAGAAGACAGCCAGCUAAAGGAAGGGGGGGGAAGGUCCCCAAACUCGUGUCGCCAUAGAAACAGGUCCGCUUGGUUCUCGGGUACGCGGAUUCCGUAGGUGGAAAGGCGAAGACGUUGCUCUGCCUCAGAGACAGAACUCCCAUCUGUUGAUUCACUCCCCCAGAUGCCUGCAGUGACUUGGGCUGGUCCACCUGAAACUGUGAGCCAGGAACUCACUCCAUGUCUCCCACGUGGGUGGCAGGAAUUCAGUUAAUAGGAUCAGCACUGCUGCUUCCCCGGAUCUAUAUAAUAAAGCUGGAGUCAGGCGCCAGAGCCCAGUAUUGAGCCCAGAUGCUCAGAUAUGGGACACAGGUGACUGCAUUUUUUUGAAUAUUAUAAACAUACCAUGGAGGAUAACAAGACCAACUCAAGAAGAAUGGAAAGAGACAGGCUGGAAGCCUCAAACUUGCCACCAAAACUUAGUCAUUCUGAGGUGAUGAUGUCAGUGAUAGGUGAACCGCCUACUGCUAAAGACAAAGAAGAAGAAACAAGGAAAGAAAUAGGUGCAGAAAUCGUAGAUCAACUCUCUCUUCUUGAUGUGCUGAGGAUCUUAGCAGUCCUGGAAGAUACCACAGACCAGCUCUCUAUUAUAAACUAUAUCAUGCCAGUUCAGUUUGAAAGAAGGCAGAGCACCAUCGUGAAAGACACAAGUAGCCUGGAAAAAGCGAUGAUCACAACAGCUAUGAAAAUGUCUAACCCAUCCCCGCCUAAAGGACCCAAACUGCCAGAAAUCAGACAAGGAGGCCAGUUUGCUGGAGAAUAUAACAAAACACAGGAUUUCAUCUUCAGAAAACCUACGUGGCAGACCAUAAUGACUAUGGAGACUCUGAAGAAAAUUCAGAAUGACAGGCGAUUUUUCAGUAAUAUCAUUACAAGUACCAUGCAGGAUUUGCAAGAUUCAGGCACUUUCCCCAGCCUCCUGCAAGCUUUGAGCAGAGAGAGGGAAAACAAAAAGCACUUCUAUGAUGUCAUUGCCAGGGAGGAAAAAGGAAAAAAACAGAUAAAAUCUCUUCAAAGGCAGCUGGUGAAUGUCAGAGAAGAACGGCAAGCUGAAGCUCAGAAUCAGAAUGAAUAUAUUGCUCACCUCAAGGACCAAUUGCAGGAGAUGAAAGCCAAAACCAACCUAGAGAAUUGCUAUAUGAAAAAAAUUACUGAGCUGCAGAUCGCUCAGACCCAGAAAAAGGGUAAUAAGGCAGAGGAGCUCUUGCUGGAAGAGAUUGAGAAACUACGGAUGAAAAUGGAAGAAGAGAACCGCACUCAUAGGGAGAUUGAAAUGUUCCUUAAAAAAGAGCAGCAGAAACUUGAAGAGAAGCUGGAGUUCUGGAUGGAGAAGUUUGAUAAGGACACAGAGAUGAAACAGAAUGAGCUAAAUGCUCUCAAGGCUGCGAAGGCCAGCGACUUAGCACACCUACAAGACCUUGCAAAGCUGAUAAGGGAGUAUGAACAGGUCAUCAUCGAGGAUCGUAUAGAAAAGGAGAAGACGAGGAAGAAGAUAGAACAGGAUGACCUGGAAUUAAGGAGCAUCAUAAAGCUUCAGGCCUGGUGGCGCGGCACUGUGAUACGGAAGGAAAUUGGUGGCUUCAAACUGCCCAAAAAGGAGAAAGAUGAUAGCAAAGAAUCAAAAGGCAAAGGCAAAGACAAGGACAAGAGGAGAGGCAAGAAGUGACUGAGCCAUUUCUGUCCUUUCUCCUGGUGUUCCAGAGAUGGGAAGGGGUGCUUGGAGGGAGAAUGAUCUCUUUGCACCACAGGUAACUAAUCCAAGGUUAACUUGGACUCGGCAAGGGAAGGCUGGUGGUUUCUUUUUGCCUGUUGCAUUAGUUUUCAAACCCUGAAUCAGGAGUGUACUGUUGACUUCAGGUGUCCUUAUAUUCUGAAUGCUGCCGGCAAGUAUAUCCAGUAGCCUUAUGAAGGUUCUUCCUGCCUUUUCACAAAAAAAAAAAAAAAAAAAAACAAAAACAAACAAACAAAAAAACCACCAAAAACAGUUCAUAGGCUUUGUCAUAGUGAUACACUAACACACACUUGGGUAAUUCCUACAAUGUCUCAUUCUGACUUUAUCCAAAGUGUAUACAGGGAAACAACUCUUAUGAACAAAACUGAGGUGUUCAGUAGGAAUUACAAGAUAACGUUUUUAAAGUGUCUCACAAAGUAUACACAUAGUAAAGUAGUAGUAAACAUUGGUUUUUGCUUGCCUUAGAUUUAUUACCAUUUUAGUGUUUUUACUGGGGGGCAGGUGGCAUAGAAUACAUAUCCUAUUAUAGGCUGCUUAUGUGAAUUUCCUGGGAAAUAGGUGAGGAUAAAAAUUAGGAAUUCAAGAUAGAAAUGAGAUGUUAGGACAUAAAUAUGGCCUACAAAUAGUAAAGAUGGCAACACUUCUCUUGAAGGCUAGUUUGGAGAUAGUUUGCACAAGUGAGACGUUAGGGUCUCUCUCUGCUCCGCUUACUCAACAAUUCCCACCUAAGGGGCAUGAAGGCUAAUAAUUAAGGUAUGUGAAAAGAAGCACCUGUGCCUGGCUGACUGUUCCAGCCCAUAAGGCCAUUCUUGCUCUCAUGAAUCCAAAUGGAAUGUCUUGGGAUGCUAAAGCUGUCCUGGUGGCAUAACUGGGUAUUUCUGGGAGAAAAGUUACCCUUAAUGUGUCAUCUGUGUUUCAUGAACUCCAAAUGCGGAGUAGUCUGGAUAUCUGCUCCCUUAAUAAAGUACAUUUUGAUUUCAAAGGCCUGUUUCACAGACCAGUUCCUUCAGGGAAUUCACUACCCCUCCAGAAUUCAUCUUAGCUGCAGUAACCAUACUUGAUGUAUGAAUACGUUCAAACAUUUAUUUACAUGCUACUUAAGUGUUGGCUUUUAUUUUAAUGUCAAUGUGUAAGGCAGCAUACAGUCAAUUUAAAAUAACAUAUAUGAUACUGACAUAUUUAUACUUAGAACAUAUUAUGCAAUGUAUUUACAGACAUACAAAUAUAGGACAGUUUUACAAAACUUGCUAAUUACACGUUUUUAACAUAUCCAGACAUAAGAUGAAAUCCUGCUGUAAACCAUCUCACUGUAAUGUGUACAUAAAAAGACUUCUGAAUAUCCAUGGGUUCCUUCACUUCUAUAACCAUUUAAGAGCUUAGUUUAUAUGAAUUCAGCCGUGUCAGCACAGUCACACAUCGUUAGUCACCGCUGAGCUGUGGAAAGUAGGAGCGGUCAGACUCCUGGGUUAGGUUUCAGAAGCUGACAGGGAGCAUGACAGCUGCUUGGCCUCUCUGCUCUGUUCCAGCCAAGCACAAAGGCCCCUCUUCCCAGGAGCUGUUUCCAGACGUGGGCAUUGGGAGAGAGGGUUGGUGUGCAGGGUUCUCAGAGAUGCGCCAGGAAGCUGGGGAACUGCUGCCAGCAUCUCUGUAGGUGGCAGGCCCCUCUGGGUGGGCACUCAGCCUUUUCGGGGUCAGGGCUGGCAAGGUCAAGGUCACUGCUGCAGGUCAGGGGCACUGUGACAAGGACAUCUUCAUCUUUCAUUGGAGCCCAGCAAGACUAAAUGUUAAACUGAGUUGUUCUUUCCAGUUAAAAAAAAAAAAAAAAAAAAAAAAAAAAAAAAAAACUACACACAAAACACUGAAUACAAAAUGUCUUAAAAAAAAAAACAAA
This is a messenger RNA of Oryctolagus cuniculus (rabbit), 3699 nucleotides long. It is a transcript of the gene DRC9, whose product is annotated as dynein regulatory complex subunit 9. Gene Ontology annotation, biological process: sperm axoneme assembly; cilium organization. The record is from RefSeq and is a predicted model, not a curated record. NCBI's taxonomy places the organism in Eukaryota, Metazoa, Chordata, Mammalia, Lagomorpha, Leporidae. Gene Ontology annotation, cellular component: cytoplasm; sperm flagellum. Gene Ontology annotation, molecular function: protein binding.